Molecule: messenger RNA, 1371 nt
Organism: Penicillium argentinense
Lineage: Eukaryota; Fungi; Ascomycota; Eurotiomycetes; Eurotiales; Aspergillaceae
Exons: 4
Coding region: 1-1371 (456 amino acids)
Biological process (GO): mitochondrial calcium ion homeostasis; calcium import into the mitochondrion
Cellular component (GO): mitochondrial inner membrane; uniplex complex
Molecular function (GO): uniporter activity; calcium channel activity
Source: RefSeq, a predicted model, not a curated record
AUGGAGCUGUGCGCCCCUGGUGUCGGCAACCAGGAAACAGCUGCUACGCCCUCGGCUCGGUACUUCAAAAAGGCAAAUUAUGUGGAGGAAAUUGGAGAUAAUGAGAGGACAGAAGAUAUUUUGGAAAGCUUACAGGUCAACGACGAAGCGAAAGGCGGUCGGCUCUCCCAACCAGCGCUGAGCAAGGAUGGUCAAAAGCCGGACGUCAAAAGCCAGAACCAGAAAUGGUCCGAGGAUAUGACCAAAGGGAAAAUGUUGACGACACCAUCACGACUGUUCAAGCUCAUCAUUCCAUUGACAACCGUUGAUAGCAAGGACACCGAGAAAGGCAUUGAACCGAUUGCUAUCCUAGUCCACCCGCAACAACCCCUGUCGUACCUCGAACGCCUUAUCCAAUCUGAAUUACCCCCAAUUGAAGGCAAACUCGAGAAACGCCGCCCGCCAGCCAUAUCCUUCAUUGCCCUCCAACACGAAGACAACGCAAUUAAACCGAAGAAGAGAAUCGAAGAACUUGAUACAGAAGCGUCCCGACAGAAAGCUGUGGAAAACGAAUACAACGAAUACAACAACGAUGAUCCCGUUCCACGCCGACGCUCAAGGGAAGAGGACGCAGAGAUAUACAGCUACCCACGCAAGACAGACUCCAGUCUGGACCCUCUAGGCGGAGACCCAGAACGAUUCGUGCGAUGGUCCCAAGCCACCGAAGUCGGAGACUUCAUCCGUGAUGCUGCACGCACGGGCGAAUUCAUCGUUACCAUCGAAGGGGCGCCAGCGGGUCUGGGUCAGAUUCGGGUCACGGUACCGUCAUUCAACGAGCGCACGUAUUUCCUGCGUCUGCGCAUGCGUAAGCUUUCCCGCCGAAUCCAAGGUAUCGCAGAGAUCAAGAAUAAAUGUGAUGCGCUUGCGCAUCGCGGUGCCCAGCGUGUUGCUAUUGGUGGUUUUGGAAUUUUGUCUGUUUGGUGGUAUAGUGUAUAUAAGCUGACUUUUGAGACGGACUUGGGUUGGGACACGAUGGAGCCCGUCACAUACUUGGUCAGUUUGUCUACGCUGAUGGGUGGUUAUCUGUGGUUCCUGUAUCACAACCGUGAGAUCUCCUACAAGUCUGCGUUGGACUUUACCGUGAGCGCGCGCCAGCGGAAGCUGUACCAGCUGCAUAACAUCGAUCUCCAGCUAUGGGAAUCAUUGAUUGAUGAAGGCAAAACUCUCCGACGGGAGAUAAAGAGUAUUGCCGCGGAGUAUGAUGCGGAGUGGGAUGAGCGCUCUGAUGAACAAGACGAGCAGGUGACGGAGGUCUUGAGAUCAAAUCGUGGCGAGAAGAACGGUAGGAAUAAAACAAAAGACGCCAGGGAUGGCGAAGAAGAUGAUGAUUGA